Molecule: messenger RNA, 1212 nt
Organism: Liolophura sinensis
Lineage: Eukaryota; Metazoa; Mollusca; Polyplacophora; Chitonida; Chitonidae
Product: carbohydrate sulfotransferase 12-like
Exons: 2
Coding region: 1-1212 (403 amino acids)
Biological process (GO): carbohydrate biosynthetic process
Cellular component (GO): membrane
Molecular function (GO): sulfotransferase activity
Source: RefSeq, a predicted model, not a curated record
AUGGUGGGGAAGUGGUCGCUUCCGCACAGAUCAUCAUGGACGCUCCAGCUGAAUUCCGAUCUUAGCCCUGCGUCAGCCAAGGACCGAAUAAAUGCCCUUUGCAGGAUGAAGAAAGCAGAUGUAGCAGACCUUCUGUUAGACCGACGAUUAAACGUACUUAAGGCCUGUAAGGGAGCAGAGUAUGGAGGCAGUGUUUCCACUGGCAGACGCCUAUACGUGGACGAGAAACACAAACUGCUGUAUUGUCCAGUUAAUAAAGUCGCUUCGACGUUCUGGAAAAGAAUAUUUAGGGUAAGCCUAUCAUUUGGUACGAAAAGUCGACUCAAUCCCUAUGAUGUGGGGAGAACUAACGGCUCCUUGUACAGAUUAGAGAGAUAUCCUGCAAAUGUUUCUGAAUGGAUGCUGACAACAUACCCUUCGUUUUUGUUCGUCCGAGAACCAUAUUCCAGACUGCUGGCGUGCUAUAUCGAUAAAUUCUUCACUACAAACCCCUUGUUUUGGAAUAUUGGGAAAGUCAUCAUCCGGAAUUAUCGGAGGAACCCAGACAAAUUGUCAUUAUCCUGUGGACACAAUGUCACAUUUCCUGAAUUUAUUAAACACGUCAUUCGUACUGUGGAGACAAGAUCUGGACUUGACUCGCACUGGAUGCCCGUGUAUAUGGUAUGUUCUCCUUGUGAGGUGGAAUAUGACCUCGUCGGUAAGUUAGAGACAAUUUCCCAGGACGUCAACUACAUUUUGGAAAAGCACUUUGGUGAUGACAUUAUUUUUAAUGACAUGGAAAGUGAAAGCGAAGUAGACAAUCUUGUCAGAAAUCUGGUGAAUGUGUACGGUCGGAAUAACUCGCAUGUUGCGGAUUGUAUGCCGUUAUCUGAGUCUUUAAGGAGAUACCUCAGAAAAGAACAGAUGCGCGGCAUCCUAAAUAAAUCUGUUGAAUUUCCAGAUUGGUUCAGCCAUGAUAAAUCAGUUUCCAAGGAAGAAGUGAAAACGUUUAUCUUACAGAAGUACAAAGGGGACAGCGAUAAAAGCCUACGCAAACUAAACCGUCAAGAAGCUCUAGUGGAGGCAUACAGCCAGGUGCCAAUGGAGGACAUGCUGAAACUGCAAACACUUUACAAACCAGACUUUGACAUAUUUGGUUACGAUCCGCAGCCCGCUGAGCUGUUUGAGGAAAAUAUGAGAAAACGGAAUAUGAGGAAAUUCUAUUUUUCAUGA